Molecule: messenger RNA, 4399 nt
Organism: Grus americana (Whooping crane)
Lineage: Eukaryota; Metazoa; Chordata; Aves; Gruiformes; Gruidae
Gene: TSKU
Product: tsukushi, small leucine rich proteoglycan
Exons: 3
Coding region: 960-2018 (352 amino acids)
Molecular function (GO): protein binding
Source: RefSeq, a predicted model, not a curated record
GUCUGCCAUGAUAAAUCAGCUGCCGUUAGCCUGAAUAACUGCAUUCACUGAAGUUACAGUAGGAAACUUGUCUGGGUGGACACUGUGCCAUUGCUCUGCAGAGAGCAGCCGGUGCCGAUCGCUGGCGUUGCGCUGAAAUAUUGCAUUGAUCGCCGCUCCAAAGCUCGACUGGCAGCGCGCGGGGCUUUAUUGCAGUGGUAGAGAGCAGAGCGAAUACCAGGAGAAGAGGCGCCGUGGAAAGGCAGGGUUAGACCGAUGCCUCGCCGAUCUCACUGGGAAUAAGCAGCACACCGGAGGUGUUAGAUGCGGAAAGGACCCGAGGGAGCCUGGUAUGUCCCUGGGAGAAUUUGCAGUCUAAACUUGGCUGGCUGCUCGCUGUCGGCAGCCAGGUGCUGCAAAGGCAAAGUGGGUUCAAGUCUGCCAUCGUCCUGGCGCGGGGCACAGCUCGUGUCCCUUCAUGACCCAUGGGAGCCAGUCCCUGUCCUGGAGAGGACACGGGAGGUGCUUGUUCACACGUGGGUUAUAAAUGGCCCAGCAAGGCCCUGACCUGUGCUCAGCUGUCGCCCGUCUGCGCUCCGACACAGAGUCCGUGUGCAGAGGCGGUGGUUGUGUGGGGUGAGCGAUGCUCGGGACCGGGGUAGGCAGGAGGUUCGGUGGCAGCACCCGGAUGGGUUUUCCCUUGCAGCAUCCUGGAGCAGGCGUGCUGCGGGGAGACGCUGCUGGUUUGUGAAUGAAUUUGAGCAGCUGCUGACAGAGGCGGUGGGGAGCAAUUACAAAAUGCCCGGAGGGAAUAAGGACGUGACAGAUCUCCCAGGGGAUGUUAAUUUCUGAUGGCGAGGUGGACUGGCAGGGAAAGCUGCAAGGCUGGGGAAAAAGCAUCUUCUGCUCCCCCAGCCCCGCAGUGAACAGCGGUGUGUGCAUCCCCGGCGCGAGACGGAGCUGGGAAAAAAAGGUCAACAAUGCAGUUCCUAGCUUGGUUCAAUUUGCUGCUUCUCCUUCCUUGUUUUGGUACCACCAAAACCUGCUUCCCUGGCUGCCACUGCGAAGUGGAAAGCUUUGGUCUCUUUGACAGCUUUAGCUUGACCAAGGUGGACUGCAGUGGAAUAGGCUCACACAUUGUUCCUGUCCCAAUCCCUCUGGAUACCUCCUACUUGGAUCUAUCAUCAAACAAACUGGAAACAAUCAAUGAAUCGAUGCUUACUGGCCCUGGAUACACCACCUUGGUGAGCCUCGACCUGAGCUACAACAAAAUUGCCAAGAUUUCCUCCACAACCUUCUCCAGGCUUCGGUACCUGGAGUCCUUGGAUCUGAGUCAUAACUCUCUGGAAGUCCUUCCAGAAAACUGUUUCUCCAGUUCUCCUCUGAGUGACAUAGAUUUGAGCAAUAACAAGCUUUUGGAUAUAGCUGUAGACAUUUUUGCUUCAAAAGGUCAGGGAAAACCCCUGAAUGUGGAUCUAUCCAAUAAUAUGCUCAGCACGAUUACGAGGCACCGUGAAAAGAGCAUCCCCAACAUCCAGAAUUUAAAUCUUUCUGGAAACAGGCUAACAUCUGUGCCAAUCCUUCAAGGAAUUCCUCUCCGAUACUUAAAUCUUGAUGGGAACCCUCUAGUCAAGAUUGAGAAAGGAGACUUCAUGGGGCUGAAAGAUCUGAUUCAUUUAUCCCUCAGCAGCCUGCGUGGCUUUGGGGAGUUAUCUCCUUACAGCUUCAAGGAACUACCAGCCCUCCAAGUUCUGGAUUUAUCCAGCAAUCCUGACCUGAAGUCACUGACUGCUGAAGUUAUCUUUGGUCUGAACUCCCUACAAGAGCUCAACCUCUCUGGAACAGGCGUGUCAUCCUUGCCAAAGACUGUGCUGAAAUAUCUGCCUUCCAUCAAAAGCAUCACCUUGGGGAAGAACAUACAGUGUCUUAAGACCAUCAAAGAAGGACAGUACCACCGACAAAUUGGGCUGACCAAAAAAGAGGUCCUCAGUUGCCACGACAGCCACGGGUCCGUAGCAGCAGCGCCUUACGUUUCGUGAUGAAAGCUGGGGAGAAGGGGUGGGGAAGGGAGGGCGGGGAUGGGAUUUGUACAGGUGUCGGACUGAGAUGGCUUGCAGUGUGCCUUUUGUAAAACUGUUAAUAAUUUAUAUAUUUGUAUAUGCCAAUACUUGAUUGUUUGUGGAUUUUAUAAACUCUCAAAUCCUAGCCCACAUCAUCUGCAGGCUCCAGAUUUUGCCCAGCGCAUUGAGGUCCUGCAUGCAGCCCGUUAGCUCAAGAGCGGUGAUGUUGGACAACGGGGACCAAGCUGCUCUGCAGGUCCCAGGGCAGAACAGCUGGUCUGGAGCAAACCUUCAUGCCCCCGACACGUUUGUAGGAGCAAAGCUACGUCUCUCCAGAGCACACACCAAAACGUACUGACUUCGUAGCUGCUUGCUUACAAACCCGUGCAUCAUCUUUUUUUUUUUUUUUUUUAAUUAUUAUUCCCCACAAAGUGCCUUCUGGAUGUUGCCUUCAUUAGCAGCACCCUGUUCCCUGUCAUGCACUUUCAGUCUUGAAGAAACAUUUCCAGACAAACCUGAAUACAGGGUGCUCCUAAUGUGCUGGGUUUUACAUGUUAUUUGCAUAGGUGUGCAAUGAACAUUGAGUAAGUUGAGAACUUUUCCCACAAUUUUCUCCCUAUAUUCCCAUCUCAAUUCUUUUCAUGUUAAAUUACUUCAGGUUCAACCUUGGCAACCUCCUGUCUUUUUUAACCUUAGCAAGCUAUUGCUCAGAGAUGAUGUGCGGCAGAGCAAGGGAAGCAGAGGGGUCUGCCAACAGCCACAUCUCACCCAGGAACCAGGCUCCCCUGAAGCAAAUUAACUGAGUUGCAAAGUGAAGAGAUCAUGAAGCCUAGCUUAAAAAAAAAUAAAUAAAAAAUUAAAAAUCCCUCCUUCUUUUCUGGGGAAGCUUGGAAGAAAACUUUGACAGGGAUUCUUGUCUCGCUGACCUUAUCAAACCAAGAAGCAGACCCAGAGGAUGUGAGAGUAAGCUCUUUCCAUGUUGACGUCCCCAGUCUGAACACAUCUGCGACUCAGCUGGGCUCACGUGAGGCAAUAUCCAGCGCCAAAACACUCUCCAGAACGUGCCAGGGAAAGAAUUAGCACUGACACCUGUGACCCUGGGGCGCUCUGCCUAUCAGGGGAAAAAUCUUGGUUUGUUUUUUGGUUUUGUUUUUUUUUUUUCCAGAAUUGUAGCUUUUCUUUCUCUCACACAGCUUGGCUGCCAACCAAAAUCUAAUAAAAACUCUGGUCCUCAGAGAUUUAUUCAUUUUUUUCCUCCAUUGCUGAAAUGCUGGCAAAGCAGAGGCGAGAGCCCCUCUUGUCCCCCUUCUUCUCCAGGCUAGGAGGUAGCAGGGGAAGGCAGCGCAGCUUGAACUGUGAAGCCUUCAACCUGCUUAGAGGAGCUCCUGCAGCAGAGGUGUCUGCUGAGAUCUGGUCCAAAUCCGGCACGCUCUGUCCUGGGGAUGGGAAGGGAUGUUGUGGAUGGGAGUCCUGCUUGGGCUGGUCUGCAGCUUGGUCUCUAAACCCAGCCUUGCAUCAGGGCAACCUUUAAUGUUUGAACCUGGUUUAGGGAGGUCCGUGCAAAGGCGAUGCAGAUAUAAGCCCAUCACACACCCCCCCCCCUUGGGAGUGCUGGGAGGAGCUCAGGCUUCAUCCUCACACUCCCAAAGGUUUUUGCAAAUGGAAACGCUAUUGCUCAAAGCAGCUGUCUCCAGGGAUGGUUGAAACCCACGAAAGCCAGAGUCAAAACCUCACUUUGUAUACUGAGAUCCCUCUCUCACAUUUUCAUCUAUAUCUCCUUUUCAAUCGUGGAUCUUAGGGUGGGAUUUUAACCUUUUCUGUCAGUGCUGGAGGUUUUCCCCCUCUACUGAGCCUUUGCAAUGCUCAACCAGCCUUCACAGUCACAAGAAACAUUGAUUUUCUUAAAAAGGCAAUGGGACUGCCUACAGGCAGGGAUCUGGAGGGGAGCAGCACCCAACUGCAGUGCAAGAUGGGGGCAGUUUGGGAGGGAGGAGAUGGUUUUUAGUGGAUCUUGCCUUUUUAAGAGAAGUCUUUUCUGCUGGCAGAAAAUGUAAUUUUUAAAUAGUUGUUUAAUUUUAUAAGUCUGUACGUAGAUGAAAUGUUUCGGGGAUCACAUGCUGUCAAAGUUACUGUCUUUGCGCCACUGUGGUAAGUUUAAAACCCAAUGUGACAAUCCAAUUGAAGACUGCAAGAUUUCCUUCUGUAAUCUCAUGCUAGCUGCUAGCUCAACAAGUCUUAGCAAAAGCUGGCAAAUACCGUCGCUGUGUUAGUUUGUUGUUUUUUUUUUUAAAGAACCUCUGUGGCAUUGUAAGGCUUUGUGAUUACUCACAAUAUAAUAAAGUGAUUUGGAGGAGAAUAAA